This is a messenger RNA of Oppia nitens, 339 nucleotides long. RefSeq names its product rRNA 2'-O-methyltransferase fibrillarin-like. The record is from RefSeq and is a predicted model, not a curated record. The coding region runs from base 1 to 339 and encodes 112 amino acids. The transcript has 2 exons. Lineage: Eukaryota; Metazoa; Arthropoda; Arachnida; Sarcoptiformes; Oppiidae.
AUGGAUAAAAUAAAAACAAAAAUUUCCAAUUGUGGUUCAACACAAUCACCCGAAUCAUCACAAAGGGCUGGUAGACGUGGUGGUGGUGGUGGUGGCGGUGGCGGGGGUGGGGGUAGGGCUCGAAAAAAUGGUGGACGUCGUAAAGGUGGCGGCGGCGGCGGUGGCGGUGGCGGCGGUCAGCAGGCAGUAGGAGGUAGUGGUGCACGAAAACAGGGUAGGGGUGGGGAAAACGGUCAGCGUAAAGGACGGGCAGGUGCUGGUGGUGGUGGUCGUGGUGGUGGUGGUGGUAGAGGUGGUCAAACAUUACAAAAACAACGACAAAAAAAUGGGAUAAUAUAA